AUGGCGGACUUAGAGAAACUCCUGCUGGAAGCCGCCGGAAGGACCAACUCUCCCAGCCGUAACCGCCACUCAUCCCCACCAUCCCACAGACGCCGGAAAAACUCUUACUCCGACGAUGGCAGUGACUCCAAAAACGACAACUCAGACGGCGACCAACCCUAUUCAACCCGUAAGCCAUCCGCCUCCCAAUUUCCCCUCAAGAAGCGUCUUGACCCCACAGACAAAGAUGACGUCAGCAGCCAGGAACUCAACGAUGACGACGACGAUUACGAGAGAAAUCAAGACAGCGACAACGACUCGGUCGGUAGCGACCUCUACAAAAACGAAGACGAUCGCGAGAAACUCUCUCGUCUCACCGAGCUCGAGCGCGAGAUGAUCCUCCAAUCCCGAGCCGAAAAAAGAAGCGACCGAGAAAUGACCGAAAAGCUAAAGAAGAUGAAAGGGCCCGACCGCAAGGCCCGCAGCCCGCCAAGAACCGCGGCCCACACCCGAACCAUGCGGUCCAGGGCCGGACGAGCCGGCGCUCUCGACGAGCUCGUCAAACGUCGGCGUGAGUCGGCAAAGGGCCGCCACUCGCCUUCGAGAAGUCGGUCUUCGUUCGCGGCCUCUGCACUUAGCAGCCCCAGCCGCAGCGAGAGCGGGUCCCGCAGCGACGGGGCCGACUCGGAGGACGCCGCCGACAGCGAUGACGAGAAGAUCUCGUCGAGAGUCCCGACUUUCGAAGACGUGAAGGAGAUAACGGUCCGCAGGUCCAAGCUGGCGAAAUGGUUCAUGGAGCCCUUCUUCGACGAGCUGAUUGUGGGAUGUUUCGUGAGGGUCGGGAUCGGGAAGUCGAGGACGGGCCCUAUUUACCGGCUCUGCGUUGUGCGCAACGUCGACGCGUCGGACCCCGAGCGCCAGUACAAGCUUGACAACAAGACGACGCACAAGUACCUGAACGUGGUCUGGGGCAACGAGAGCUCGGCCGCCAGGUGGCAGAUGGCGAUGAUCUCGGACUCCCCGCCUUUGAGGGAGGAGUUCGAGCAGUGGGUCCGCGAGGUCGAGCGCAACGGGGGCCACAUGCCGACGAGGCAGGAGGUGGUCGAGAAGAGGGACGCGAUACAGAAGACGAGCACGUUCGUGUACUCGGCCGCCACCGUGAAGCAGAUGCUGCAGGAGAAGAAGUCUGCCACGUGGCGCCCGCUGAACGUCGCCGCCGAGAAGGACCGGUUGCGGCGCGCGCUGGAGGUGGCGAGGGAGAACGAGAACGAGGCCGAGGUGCGGAGGAUCGAGGUGAGGCUGCGGGAGCUCGAGAUGCACCGGCGGACGCAGGAGAAGGACUCCAAGGCGGUGAAGCUGGCGGAGAUGAACCGGAAGAAUCGGGUGGAGAAUUUCAGGAACGCGUCCGGGCUGAAGCCCGUUAAUACGGGCCUGAAGGCGGGCGAGGCCGGGUACGACCCGUUUUCGAGGAGGUGGACUCGGUCGAGGAACUAUUAUGUGGCCAAUGGCGGCGGUGGAGGAGGGGUGGCGGCGGCGGCCGGUGGUGGUGGCGGUGGCAGUGGUGGUGGGGUUAGGGUUCCGGCGGAGGUGGGGAUGGCGGCAACUGAGGCGGCACUGGAGGCGGCUGCAGGAGCGGGGAAGCUGGUGGACACGAAUGCGCCGGUGGAUUACGGGACGGAGUCGAACCUGCUGCACAAUUUCGAGCUGCCGAUCUCGCUGGCGGUGCUGCAGAAGUUUGGGGGGCCGCAGGGGGCUCAGGCGGGGUACAUGGCGAGGAAGCAGAAGAUUGAGGCUGUGUAUGGGGUGAAGGUGCCGGAGAAUGAUGGGAGGAGGCAUGCGUUGACUUUGACAGUCAGUGAUUAUAAGAGGAGGAGGGGACUUCUUUGA
Molecule: messenger RNA, 1866 nt
Organism: Striga asiatica
Lineage: Eukaryota; Viridiplantae; Streptophyta; Magnoliopsida; Lamiales; Orobanchaceae
Source: the annotation of a GenBank genome assembly